This is a messenger RNA of Mesocricetus auratus (golden hamster), 5156 nucleotides long. It is a transcript of the gene Pik3cd, whose product is annotated as phosphatidylinositol-4,5-bisphosphate 3-kinase catalytic subunit delta. Gene Ontology annotation, biological process: phosphatidylinositol-3-phosphate biosynthetic process; phosphatidylinositol 3-kinase/protein kinase B signal transduction; cell migration. The coding region runs from base 378 to 3521 and encodes 1047 amino acids. The record is from RefSeq and is a predicted model, not a curated record. The transcript is spliced from 25 exons. NCBI's taxonomy places the organism in Eukaryota, Metazoa, Chordata, Mammalia, Rodentia, Cricetidae. Gene Ontology annotation, molecular function: 1-phosphatidylinositol-3-kinase activity; 1-phosphatidylinositol-4-phosphate 3-kinase activity. Gene Ontology annotation, cellular component: cytoplasm; plasma membrane; phosphatidylinositol 3-kinase complex.
AAAGUGGGAAGUGGAGUGUGCGGGCUGUCAGUGGGCGGGCCGUCCUGCCAUGCGCCCCGCCUCCUGCUCACUUGCGCCCAGCCUCAGGGCUGCCAGCUGCGAGGGGCCCAGUUGCUCCGCUCCGGGACCGAAAUACGUGGUGGGAAGAGAGAGAACAGUUUCCCAAAGGUUGUCUGCGGAUCUCCACCCUCUUCUGUGGCGUUCUUGUGCCUAUACAAUCUGGUCAGAGCAUGAGUUGCUGAGAGUCCGGCAAAGGCGGGAUGAACUUCACUGAUGGCAAAGCAGCUUUAACCUCCCAGGCAGAAGGGCGGAGGCUACUCGUCUUUCUUGGCCCAUCCCAACAAGGACAGCGGGUCUCCGAGCAGUAAGGCAACAGAAUGCCCCCUGGGGUGGACUGCCCCAUGGAGUUCUGGACCAAAGAGGAGAACCAGAGCGUGGCUGUUGACUUCUUGCUGCCCACGGGGGUCUACCUGAACUUCCCGGUGUCCCGAAAUGCCAACCUCAGCACCAUCAAGCAGGUGCUAUGGCAUCGUGCACAGUACGAACCUCUCUUCCACAUGCUCAGUGACCCUGAGGCUUACGUGUUCACCUGUGUGAACCAGACUGCCGAGCAGCAGGAGUUGGAGGACGAGCAGCGGAGGCUGUGUGACAUCCAGCCCUUCCUGCCAGUCCUGCGCCUGGUGGCCCGCGAGGGUGACCGUGUGAAGAAGCUUGUCAACUCCCAGAUCAGCCUUCUCAUCGGCAAAGGUCUCCAUGAGUUCGACUCCCUGCGGGACCCAGAGGUGGAUGACUUCCGCACUAAGAUGCGCCAGUUUUGUGAGGAGGUCGCUGCUCACCGCCAGCAGCUGGGCUGGGAGGAUUGGCUGCAGUACAGCUUCCCCCUGCAGCUGGAGCCCUCGGCACGGAGUUGGCGGGCUGGCAUACUACGUGUCGCCAACCGAGCCCUGCUGGUCAAUGUGAAGUUUGAGGGCAGUGAGGAGAGCUUCACCUUCCAGGUAUCCACCAAGGACAUGCCCCUGGCACUGAUGGCCUGCGCCCUCCGGAAGAAGGCCACGGUGUUCCGGCAGCCUCUGGUGGAGCAGCCUGAAGACUAUGCACUUCGGGUGAACGGGAGGCACGAGUACCUCUAUGGCAACUAUCCACUCUGUCAGUUUCAGUACAUCUGCAGCUGCCUGCACAGCGGACUGACCCCCCACCUGACCAUGGUCCACUCCUCCUCCAUCCUUGCCAUGCGGGAUGAGCAGAGCAACCCUGCCCCCCAAGUCCAGAAACCACGCACCAAGCCUCCCCCAAUCCCUGCUAAGAAGCCAUCUUCUGUGUCCCUGUGGUCCCUAGAGCAGCCAUUCUGCAUUGAGCUGAUGGAGGGCAGCAAGGUGAAUGCGGACGAGAGGAUGAAGCUGGUUGUGCAGGCGGGGCUCUUCCACGGCAAUGAGAUGCUAUGCAAGACGGUGUCCAGCUCAGAGGUGAGCGUAUGCUCGGAGCCCGUGUGGAAACAGCGGCUGGAGUUCGACAUCAGCAUCUGCGAUCUGCCGCGCAUGGCCCGGCUCUGCUUUGCGCUCUAUGCCGUUGUGGAGAAGGCCAAGAAGGCGCGGUCUACGAAGAAGAAGUCCAAGAAGGCGGACUGCCCCAUCGCCUGGGCCAACCUCAUGCUAUUCGACUACAAAGACCAGCUCAAGACUGGCGAGCGCCGCCUUUACAUGUGGCCCUCAGUCCCAGAUGAGAAGGGAGAGCUGUUGAACCCUGCGGGGACAGUGCGUAGUAACCCCAACACGGAGAGUGCCGCAGCCCUGGUCAUCUUCCUGCCUGAGGUGGCUCCCCACCCAGUGUACUUCCCUGCUCUGGAGAAGAUCCUGGAACUGGGGCGUCACGGGGAGCGUGGACACAUCACGGAGGAGGAGCAGCUACAGCUGCGGGAGAUCCUGGAGCGGAGGGGGUCUGGGGAGCUGUACGAACACGAGAAGGACCUGGUGUGGAAAAUGCGUCACGAAGUCCAGGAGCGCUUCCCGGAGGCGCUGGCCCGCCUGCUGCUGGUCACCAAGUGGAAUAAACACGAGGACGUGGCCCAGCUAUCCCAGAUGCUCUAUUUGCUGUGCUCCUGGCCCGAGCUGCCCGUGCUGAGCGCCCUGGAACUGCUGGACUUCAGCUUCCCCGACAGCUACGUGGGCUCCUUCGCCAUCAAGUCCCUGCGGAAGCUGACGGAUGACGAACUUUUCCAGUACCUUCUGCAGCUUGUGCAGGUGCUCAAAUACGAGUCCUACCUGGACUGCGAGUUGACCAAAUUCUUGUUGGACCGAGCCCUGGCUAACCGCAAGAUCGGCCACUUCCUCUUCUGGCACCUCCGCUCUGAGAUGCACGUACCAUCCGUGGCCCUGCGCUUUGGCCUCAUCAUGGAGGCCUACUGCAGAGGCAGCACCCACCACAUGAAGGUGCUGAUGAAACAGGGGGAGGCACUGAGCAAGCUUAAGGCGCUGAAUGACUUUGUGAAGGUGAGCUCUCAGAAGACCACCAAGCCCCAAACCAAGGAGAUGAUGCAUAUGUGCAUGCGUCAGGAGACCUACAUGGAGGCCCUGUCCCACCUGCAGUCUCCACUCGACCCCAGCACCCUCCUGGAGGAAGUCUGUGUGGAGCAGUGCACCUUUAUGGACUCCAAGAUGAAGCCACUGUGGAUCAUGUACAGCAGCGAGGAGGCGGGCAGGGCUGGCAGCGUGGGCAUCAUGUUUAAGAACGGAGACGACCUCCGCCAGGACACGCUGACCCUGCAGAUGAUCCAGCUCAUGGACGUCCUGUGGAAGCAGGAGGGCCUGGACCUGAGGAUGACCCCCUAUGGCUGCCUCCCCACUGGAGACCGCACAGGCCUCAUUGAGGUGGUCCUGCACUCAGACACCAUCGCCAACAUCCAGCUGAACAAGAGCAACAUGGCGGCCACGGCUGCCUUCAACAAGGAUGCCCUGCUCAACUGGCUCAAGUCCAAGAACCCCGGGGAGGCCCUGGAAAGAGCCAUCGAGGAGUUCACCCUCUCCUGUGCUGGCUACUGUGUGGCCACAUACGUGCUGGGCAUCGGUGACCGACACAGUGACAACAUCAUGAUCCGAGAGAGUGGGCAGCUGUUCCACAUUGAUUUUGGCCACUUCCUGGGGAACUUCAAGACCAAGUUUGGAAUCAACCGUGAACGGGUCCCCUUCAUUCUCACCUACGACUUCGUCCACGUGAUUCAGCAGGGGAAGACCAAUAACAGUGAGAAAUUUGAACGGUUCCGCGGCUACUGUGAACGAGCCUACACCAUCCUGCGGCGCCACGGGCAGCUCUUCCUCCAUCUCUUCGCCCUGAUGCGAGCCGCGGGUCUGCCUGAGCUCAGCUGCUCCAAGGACAUCCAGUACCUCAAGGACUCUCUGGCACUAGGGAAGACAGAGGAGGAGGCGCUCAAACACUUCCGGGUGAAGUUCAAUGAAGCCCUACGGGAGAGCUGGAAAACCAAAGUCAACUGGCUGGCGCACAAUGUGUCCAAGGAUAACAGGCAAUAAGGGGCCUCCCCUCCUGGUGCCACACAUCCUUCCUUCUCAGCCCUAGAGGUAAACAGUCGGUCCUGGGGACCGGGCACGCUUAGUGGUCAUCAAAGAGGCCCCAACGCCUGAACAGCUCCUCUAGGGGAAGAACCACACAGUUGCCUCGUUUAUACUGGUUAUUUAUUUAUGACUCAAUGUUUAAGGGACAAAACAGCCAUAAACAGAACUGUCUUUGUGGAGGGGAGGGGUGCUGUCCUCUUGAGACACCCCUAACCCUGCCCCAGUCAGCACUGUAAGCAGCGCCUUGAGGAUUGCACCCCUAGUCUUCCAACCUAUGGAUCUAGGCCCAGAAAAGACCGUUCUUCUCGGGGCCUUCUCCCCAGCAGGCUGCCUGGAGCCUCCCCUCCAGACAGGACACUUCAAUCCUCAGCUCACCUCAGUCACCUUUGUGUGGCCCACCUUUGGCAACCUCUACCAACCAAGCUUCCAGCAGCUUCCAAGGAAACCAGAAGCCAGGGCGCCCUCUAGACUCAGGCACACUCGCUCGGCCCUGCUCAAGUGACCUCUUGGAUAAUGGGGACAGCCUCACCUUUUAUUUUCGGGUAAGAAAACGGCAGCCAAACUAUGUACAGAACUCUACAGCUGGGGACAAGGACCCCGCCCCUGCUAUGUCUUGUUACGUGCUAGGCCUCAAAACACUCCCGAAACUGGCGGCUGAUUUAGCUCGGUCACAAGACAAAAGCAGGUCAGAGUGCAGUCCUGUGCAGUGAGUGUGAACCACACCCAGAGGCAGCUUUGUGAAAGGGCAGGAUUGGUCUCUCCUAGAGCUGUCCCCCCAGGAGGCAGCUGGGGAGCCAGGUCUGCAGGGAGAGCAAGAGUUGAGGGUUCGAGAACCCAAAGUUGUCAGGGCUUUUAUCCUUGAAAAGGAAUGGAUCAGAGCGACUCUAGAAACGCAGGUCUGACCCUCUUCCCGAGCUUCCCGAAGCCAUGCUGGCAAUGGAGCUAGACACCUGGGCUUUCAGAAGCUAAGUGAUCCGGGGACACAGCUCAGUGGCACAGCGUGUGCCUGGUGUGCCAUCCCAAGCACAUCUCGCUCCGUGUAUCAAGUGCAACCUCAGGUAGCAUUCUGAGACUUGUAACCAUCACUGCCGUGUUGCCAGCAGCCCAGACCAUGGCUCAAGGAGGCCAAGUGCCGGCUCCCCCAUGGUGGCGAGCUGAGCGACCAGCAGCAGACUGUUCCUCCUCAAAGUACCUGCUUAGUCCAUAGUAGCUGAAACCCUCUGCCUGCCCCAGCAAUUCUGAUAGGAAAUGAGCGUGUGUGUAUGUGUGUGGCAUGCGCGUGUGCCUGUGCUCUUGUGAGUGCGCGUGUGUGCGUGUGUGUGUGUGUGUGUGUGUGUGCGCGCGUCAAGUUAUUUAUUGAAAUGAGUCUAGGUGCUCUCGUGUGGCUGCAGACUGUAUACACUCAGCCUUCAGAGAGUUAGGCAUAUGGUCUGUGCACCUGGCUGUAAGAAUAUUUUCUAUUUUUUUAAGUAAUUUCGUGUUUGUGUGGGGAAAGUGGAUUUCCUUUCACUGAUGUGGGCUGAGUCAUUUGUGCGACCUUGACAUAACAGGUAAAGACGGGUGAAAAGAAAUAAAGGCCUUUUUACGUUCUUA